Messenger RNA from Telopea speciosissima, 1588 nucleotides. RefSeq names its product mitogen-activated protein kinase kinase 2. The record is from RefSeq and is a predicted model, not a curated record. Gene Ontology annotation, cellular component: cytoplasm. Lineage: Eukaryota; Viridiplantae; Streptophyta; Magnoliopsida; Proteales; Proteaceae. Gene Ontology annotation, biological process: protein phosphorylation. Bases 131 to 1189 code for a protein of 352 amino acids. Gene Ontology annotation, molecular function: protein serine/threonine kinase activity; ATP binding. The transcript is spliced from 9 exons.
UCUCCCAUAAUAAAUAUAGAAAGUAAGAAAUGAAUUGGAGUUGGAGCGACUUUGUCAGUCUGCAAAGUACAGCCGAGAGAGAGAGAGAGAGAGAGAGAGAGAGAGAGAAAGAGAGAGAGAAAGAAGCAGCAUGAGGAAAGGGGGCUUAAGCUCAAAGCUCAAGCUUACUAUUCCUUCUGAUGAAAUUCCGGUCACUAGAUUCCUAACUCAAAGCGGGACGUUCAAAGACGGGGAUCUGCUAGUCAAUAAAGAUGGAGUUCGAAUCCUCUCUCAAAACGAAGAUAUACCGCCAACCCUUAUAAAGCCAUCGGAUGACCAAUUGACCUUGGCUGACAUAGAUGUAAUUAAAGUGAUUGGAAGGGGUAAUGGAGGGAUUGUGCAGCUUGUGCGACACAAGUGGACCGGCCAAUUUUUUGCUCUGAAGGUUAUACAAAUGAAUAUCCAGGAGCCUAUUCGCAGACAGAUUGCACAGGAAUUGAAGAUUAAUCAGUCCGCGCAGUGUCCGUAUGUUGUUGUAUGUUACCAGUCAUUCUAUGACAAUGGUGUGAUAUCAAUUGUCUUGGAAUACAUGGAUGGUGGUUCUCUUGCAGAUUUUCUAAAGAAAGUCAAAACAAUUCCAGAGCCAUAUCUUGCUGCCAUCAGUAAGCAGGUGCUCACGGGUUUGUUCUAUCUUCAUCAUGACAAGCACAUAAUUCACAGGGACUUAAAACCUUCUAAUUUGCUAAUAAAUCAUAUGGGAGCGGUCAAGAUAACAGAUUUUGGUGUGAGUACCAUAAAGGAAAGCACUUCUGGCCAGGCAAAUACCUUUGUUGGUACUUACAUCUAUAUGUCUCCAGAGAGAAUAAGUGGAGGUGCAUACAGCUACAAAAGUGAUAUUUGGAGCUUAGGAUUAGUUUUACUGGAGUGUGCAACAGGAAAAUUUCCAUAUUCCUCUCCAGAAGAAGAAGGAUGGGAUAACUUUUACGAGCUUAUGGAAGCAAUUGUGGACCAACCACCACCUUGUGCACCUUCUGACCAGUUUUCUCCAGAGUUCUGCUCUUUUAUUUCGGCAUGUGUACGGAAAGACCCAAAAGAUAGACAGGCAGCACGUGAACUAAUGGAACAUCCUUUCAUCAGCAUGUAUGAAGAUUUAAAUACUGAUCUUGCUGCUUACUUCACCAAUGAUGGGUCUCCGCUUGCGACAUUUUGAUCAUUUUCUUUCUGAUUGCAAGUGUGCUGCUGCGGCAGGUAUGGGAGUGUUGAAUAAAAUGGGGAAAGAAAGAAUGGGUUCAGGUUCUUGAAAACCAGCAAGAUAUGAGAAUCCAAUGCCUGAAAAUUGAAGUUCGCAGAACUGGAGGAUUAAAAUUGAAGUUAGCAAGACUGAAGGACUAGAACUGAAGUUAGGACUGGUGGACAUCUUUCACAUGAAUCCAAAGCUAUUACUUGAAAGAAGUCAUUAUUUGUAUUUCAUAUCUGAACAGAUACAAAGCAUAUGUUUUCUUGUGAACCUGGAAUUAAUGAAAUAGAGUCUGAUUGAAUUGAGUCAUCCACUUGGUACCCAAGAAUCAUAUUCCUGUUAUUAAAGUCUGCUGGAGCACUUUUCUCAGUA